CUCGCCGCCGGGCAGGGGCUGCGCAUGCGCACUGGCGAGCAGCGGAGAAAAACAAGAGCCUGUACUGACUGCACUGGCGAGCUGCUGCAGCUAGCUGGCUAACAACAUGUGCACAUGUGUGGUUAUCAUCAACAAGCCUUACUGGCCUGGAAACUCUGUUACGUCCAGAACUUUUCUCCACAUAAAUCAGAUGUGAUCCUCUAUGGAAUACCACAGGGAAAAAAAUAUUUUUUCUUGCUAUAUAAAAAAAUAAUUAUUGCUGAAAGAUAGCUAUUCCAUUAUUUACCUACCAACAAUUAAAAAAUCGUCCAUCUUCAUCAGAAUAAAUAGUACACGGGAAAACACAAAACUGCUGCUGUUGCUAAGCAACGGCGUCCUCCGCCUGUACAGGAGAAACAUGGCUGAAAGACCCACAUCAGCGCCUCAGCGGCCCAAAAAGCCCCAGUCACCCUGCUCUCAGAAACCCCCAAUGGCCAGACCUGUGAACCGACCUUCUACUGCUCCACAAAAGAAACCUCCUGCAAUUGAUCUGCUGGCAAAAGAAGAAGAAUACAAACGACUUAAUGCUGAACUGGAGGCAAAAACAGCUGAGCUGGUGCGACAAGCAGAAGAAGUUAUGAGAGAACAAAAUGAAGUGCUCUCCAAACCUGUCUCUACUCACUUGAGCAUCAGCAUUUCUGAAGAUUAUGAGGAUGUGGGGUACAUAGACACCUUGUUUGCUGUGAAGAAACCUACUGCAAAGGCAGUGACAGACAAAAAGUCUAUAAAAGCAACAAGGCCAAGUAGACCUCCCUCAGGCCAUAAAAAGAUAUCACAGAAAACGAAACCUACUAUGGUCGAUGAUGUUGCAGUACCUGAUGAUUUUGGGGAUUUCUCACUGGCUAAAACAAUAAGCAACAUUGAAGGCAGAGUGAGCGAAGAUGUUACAGAUGAGCAUCUGGAGGAUGACAUCAUGCCAAGCGUUGGGGAGGAGAUGGGUGCAGAGUCUCAGAUUCGCUUCUUAAAGGCUAAACUACGAGUGAUGCAGGAAGAGCUCAACAGACUUUCACAUGAGUGCAACAAAAAGGAUGAUGAGAACGGAGUACUUAGCAGCAAGUUGAAGGAGGUGGAAGACGAGCGAUUAAGACUGCAGAAAACAACCAGCGUGCAGCAGACUCAGCUAGAGAAGCACAGAGCCUUGGCUGAAGAGGCUAACAGAAAUUGUGAUGGCCUGCGGCAUCAAGUGGGGGCAUUACAGAAGGAGCUGGAGGGCAUGAAGAGGGCCCAGAAGCAAGCUUCCAGCAGCCACAGCGCUAUGGAAGUGAGGUUGAACAGAGCUUUGGAGGAGGCAGAGAAGAGCAAGGCUCAACUUGGCAAAAUUAAACAGAGCAGCAAGGACUCUGCAAAUCAGGAGCAGCAGAGGAUUGAAAUGCUGCAGGCUGAGAACAAAAAACUGGAGAAACAGAAGGCGGAACUAAUCAUUGGAUUCAAGAAGCAGCUUAAACUAAUUGAUAUUUUAAAAAGGCAAAAGAUGCAUUUUGAAGCAGCAAAGAUGUUAUCCUUCACAGAAGAGGAGUUCAUGAAAGCACUGGACUGGGGCAAACCGUAGAUCAUUCAGAGAAACUGUAUCAUGCACUGUGAAUCAUUUUGUUGAAUGAUUCACAAAAGAAAAUACUGAGUUCAGUUUUUUUAGUCAUUAGACCUGAUAAAAUGGCUUUGUCAACUUUCUCUUAACUAUUACUUGACUGCCCUCUAGAGGGUACAUCUGGUAAUUGUUUUUGCUUUUAUUUCUCAAAUUGCUUUUAUACUAGAUUACUGUUCUUCUAAUACUUAAUUGUUGAAAUAAAAUAAAGUCUUUUUUUUUUCAAAAACACA
Molecule: messenger RNA, 1854 nt
Organism: Astyanax mexicanus (Mexican tetra)
Lineage: Eukaryota; Metazoa; Chordata; Actinopteri; Characiformes; Acestrorhamphidae
Gene: tex9
Product: testis expressed 9
Exons: 13
Coding region: 398-1588 (396 amino acids)
Source: RefSeq, a predicted model, not a curated record